Molecule: messenger RNA, 570 nt
Organism: Aspergillus puulaauensis
Lineage: Eukaryota; Fungi; Ascomycota; Eurotiomycetes; Eurotiales; Aspergillaceae
Product: 2-hydroxy-palmitic acid dioxygenase MPO1
Exons: 4
Coding region: 1-570 (189 amino acids)
Biological process (GO): sphingoid catabolic process
Cellular component (GO): endoplasmic reticulum
Source: RefSeq, a predicted model, not a curated record
AUGGCGUUGAAUCUUGAGAAGCAGCUCCUGUUUUACGGUGCAUACCAUAAUAAUCCAGUAAACAUUGCAAUUCAUAUAACAUGUGUGCCGAUUCUGCUAUUUACCGGAAUCGCGAUGGCAUCGAAUUCGCCCACUCUCUUCAAGCUACCUGAAGUCCUUCAGUUCGAAAACCUACCGCCUAACGUCGGAACGAUCGGAGCGCUUGCUUAUACCACCUUUUAUAUUCUUUUAGAGCCCAUAGCAGGAGCUCUAAUCGCACCGCUCCUCAUCGGCGGCGCGGCAUUUAGCAACCACCUUCUAGCUACAUACGGGAUGACAGCCAACUACUGGUUUGGUGGGAUCCAUGUCGUCUCCUGGCUGUUGCAGUUUGUCGGCCACGGUGCCUUUGAGGGCCGUGCUCCGGCUCUGCUCGAUAACUUGGUUCAGGCUUUACUCCUUGCCCCCCUCUUCGUCUGGAUGGAGAUUCUCUUCUUCUUCGGCUACCGGCCUGAGUUGAAGGCACGAUAUGAUACUAGUGUGCAGAAGGAAAUCGCGGCUUUCAAGGAGAAGAAAGACAAAGCCGCGAAAUGA